Messenger RNA from Gavialis gangeticus (Gharial), 1341 nucleotides. Its product is annotated as sulfotransferase family cytosolic 2B member 1-like. Gene Ontology annotation, molecular function: sulfotransferase activity. The transcript is spliced from 6 exons. Gene Ontology annotation, biological process: sulfation. Bases 79 to 945 code for a protein of 288 amino acids. The record is from RefSeq and is a predicted model, not a curated record. Lineage: Eukaryota; Metazoa; Chordata; Crocodylia; Gavialidae. Gene Ontology annotation, cellular component: cytoplasm.
GCGGGGACUUGGGGCAGGGAAGUUCCUCUUUCUGCCGCUAUUUAAACUCCCAGGCUGGGGCCAGCCAAGUCACAGGAUAUGGACAGGAUGGAAGUGACAGAGAACUUCGCUGGCAUCACCCUGCCUGGGCACCUGCACACGCAGGAGUCCUUGCGCGCGGCCGCCACCUUCCAGUUCCGGGACACCGACGUGGUCAUCAUCACCUACCCCAAGUCUGGCACCACGUGGAUGCAGGAGAUCCUGACGCUGAUGUACAGCAAAGGGGAUGGCCAGCUGGCCAAGACCGUCCCCAACUGGGCCCGGGCGCCCUGGCUGGAGCACAUCUACUUCAAGGACAUGCUGCAGGCGGGCAGGGAGCCCCGGAUCAUCACCACCCACCUCCCCUUCCACGUCCUGGCCCCCGCCCUCAAGAAAGCCAAGGCCAAGGUGAUCUACGUGGCCAGGAACCCCAAGGACAUUGUGGUCUCCUUCUACCACUUCCACAAGAUGGCCAAGUUCCUGCCUGAGCCCAGCUCCUUUGAGGACUUCCUCAUGCAGUUCCUGGAUGGCACAGUGCAAUAUGGCUCCUGGUUCGACCACGUGGAGGGCUGGCUCAGCCAGCGCAGGGAGCUGGACCUCUUCUACAUCACCUACGAGGACCUGCACCAGGACCUGGGGCACGCCAUCGAGGAGCUGGCAGCCUUCCUGGGCUGCGCCCUGCGGCCGGAGGAGGUCAGCGCCAUCCAGCAGCACAGCAGCUUCUCGGCCAUGCAGGAGAACGCCAUGGUGAACUACACGCUCGUGUCCUGCGACAUCCUGGACCACAGCAAGGGGCAGUUCAUGCGCAAAGGGAUCGUGGGCGACUGGAGGGACCACUUCACACCCCUGCAGAAUGCCCUCUUCAACAGGGUCUACCAAGAGAAGAUGCGGCACUCCAGCCUGCGCCUCCACUGGCCGCUGGUCUGAGCAGGGCUGGGGGGCAAGGGGGAGCUGGCCACGGGCCCUGCCCAUGCUGUUACUCUAGGACUGACACUUGGCAUCUCUCAGGGCACUGCCCCAUGCUUGGCUGGUCCCUGCCAGCCGCAGGCAGCACUCUGGGCUGUGUCAAGCUCAGUCCUGGGCACGUGAGUGCUCCGGCCGAGGGAUGGAGAGUGGAUGAAGCGCGUGGGUCCCAGUGCUGGAAGCCAAGACUGCAUCUCCUCCUCUCUGCCAAAGAGCAUGGGCAUCCCCUUCCGCCCAGACUGGGGUGGCCGGAUGCAGGUGUUGCUCUCUUCCUGCCCAGCUUUUGCAACCUGCCAUUACUCAAAGCCCUACUGUGGAAGGAACUGACUGAAAGGGGAAGGAAAAACCCAGGGGGAGCAG